CUCGCGAACGAGAAGAAUAUCCGCCAAAUCAAGGAAGACGUGGACAAAGUGAGGCCCACAGAAGUGGCCAAUUUCACGGCCGCACUCAUACACGCCUUCGAUCUCCUCCAAGUGGUGCACGCAUCGAAAGGGGGCUGUCAGUGUAACCAAGCAAUUAUGCUGAUCACUGAUGGAGCACCCGAGACAUUUGAAGAUGUCUUUCGUACGUACAACUGGCCUAACAUACCGGUCAGGGUUUUCACAUAUCUUAUUGGCCGUGAGGUCACUGAUAGUCAAGAAGUAUAUUGGAUGGCCUGUCAUAAUAGGGGGUAUUACACACAUGUGUCCAAUUUGGCAGAAGUGCGGGAACAGGUCCAGCAAUACAUACCUGUCAUGAGUCGGCCGAUAGUGCUGUCCGGGGAACGAGUGUUUGCGUGGACUCCAGUCUACGCUCACGUUUCCGAAGUGCCUCUAAGUGACUGGGUUUGGGAGGAAAGAGACUUCCAUAUCAAUGGAUCCACGAUUGGAUUUCUUAAAGCCAUCGAACAGCUCUUCAUAGAUAAUGAGCUGAUCCAGUGUCUUGAACACCACUCGUUGCCAUUGUCUAGAAAUGCAUUCAAAUCUGAAGCGAUCAUCAAAUGGGAGAAAAGACAACAACUCUUGACACAAAUCAUCGCUAAAGCGAUCGAAAGAGUCUUUGCUAUGGGUUUGGGUGACGAUUGGCUUUUGUUGAGUCCACUUAUUUGGUCUCUUCUUUGGUGCCAUAAUGGAGACAAUGAUUACUUCGGGACACAAAUCAAGAGAAAUAAUGGUUUGAAAGACAUGUGGUUUGUCUGCAAUGAAUGA
This is a messenger RNA of Oppiella nova, 825 nucleotides long. Lineage: Eukaryota; Metazoa; Arthropoda; Arachnida; Sarcoptiformes; Oppiidae. The record is from the annotation of a GenBank genome assembly.